Messenger RNA from Meira miltonrushii, 1476 nucleotides. RefSeq names its product putative LYS12-homo-isocitrate dehydrogenase. Gene Ontology annotation, molecular function: isocitrate dehydrogenase (NAD+) activity; magnesium ion binding; NAD binding. Gene Ontology annotation, biological process: isocitrate metabolic process; tricarboxylic acid cycle. Gene Ontology annotation, cellular component: mitochondrion. The transcript has a single exon. Lineage: Eukaryota; Fungi; Basidiomycota; Exobasidiomycetes; Exobasidiales; Brachybasidiaceae. The coding region runs from base 141 to 1286 and encodes 381 amino acids. The record is from RefSeq and is a predicted model, not a curated record.
CGUUUUAACAGGGAGGGGGGAGAGAUUUGACUGGGCUGCUGUUGCAAAAGGCCAGCUUUUUCAGAUUGCUUCUUCCCAUGCACAAGCCUCGACCUCUUACUCCUUUCACCAUACCAUACCAUCCUAAACCUACAAAAAACAUGACAAACACCGCACAAAAGAUCAUGUCCAGUGCCGGACAAGCACUCAAACUUGGAAUGAUUCCAGCUGAUGGAAUCGGAAGAGAAGUGUUACCUUGUGCAGCCCGUGUUCUUCAAUCAACACCUGGAGCGCCCAAAUUUGAAUUCGUUCAUUUGGAUGCUGGAUUUGAAUAUUUUCAAAAGCAUGGCACAGCAUUGCCAGAUGCUACCAUUCAAUCACUCAAAAAUGAUUGCGAUGGUGCAAUGUUUGGUAGCGUUAGCAGUCCUUCGCAUAAAGUUGAGGGUUAUUCAAGUCCAAUCGUUCGUUUACGUAAAGAGUUGGAUUUGUAUGCUAACAUUCGACCUGUGAUUGGUGUUCAUGGUACAAAAGAUGAUGACAAAUGGGUUGAUUUGGUUAUUGUUCGGGAAAACACAGAAUGCCUGUACAUCAAAAAAGAACAAUUGGAUCAAAAAGGAAGCGGAAACGGACCUGUAGCAACAGCUAUUCGACAAAUCAGUCAACAUGCAUCUUCUAGAAUCGGUAAAAAGGCAUUCGAAGUCGCUCUUGCACGUCAACAAAUGCGUGUCAAGGCAGGUAUUGCCGCUCAAGAGACUGGAAAGGCAAAAGUGACAGUCUGUCAUAAGUCCAACGUUCUUUCCGUAACAGAUGGCCUUUUCAGAACUUCGGUAAGAUCAGUCUUUGAAGAUGAUCAAAAGAGCAAAGGAGGUCCAGGACGCUUUGAGGGUAUCAGCAUGGACGAACAAUUGGUUGAUUCAAUGGUAUACCGCCUUUUCCGCGAACCUCACGUUUUCGAUGUAGUUGUUGCUCCUAACCUUUACGGUGAUAUCAUUUCCGAUGGUGCUGCCGCUUUGGUGGGUUCUUUGGGUGUUGUUAGCAGUGUCAACGCAGGUGAUAACUUCUUCAUGGGUGAACCCGUUCAUGGAUCUGCCCCUGAUAUCGCAGGACAAAACAAGGCAAACCCAAUCGCUUCCAUUCGUUCAGCCGCUUUGUUGUUAGAAUACAUGGGAUACACUGAUCCAGCUCUUAAAAUUUAUGCAGCUGUUGAUCAAGUCAUUCGCGAAGGUAAAUACCUCACACCUGAUUUGCACGGAAAGGCAACCACAACCGAAUGUCAAGAUGCCAUCCUGAAAGCUUUGACAAAUUAAAAGACGUCAUGCACCAAAAAUUCUGCAAUUAUGCUUGAUCGCCCUUUCUGUGAGAGAAUGUGUGAUUGAGAAUCGUAUACUACAUUGUCCAUUUCAUACUAGAUACAAUUGUACAAGUUCAGAUUACAAGAUUGUUACUGUGAGAGAGAGAAGUGAAUAUCCCUUAUGCUUUUCUUGAACGUUUCUUUUC